ACGUGAGGGGAUGCAAACGGAAUGCAGCCGUAGUCCAGGUUCUCUUACCACCAGUAUUUUAUAAUUUCAGCAGCACUGUGUCUCAGUCAUUCAUUCUUUUUUACUGGAAUAGCAACCGUUUGGGGGAAAAUUGUGUUUAUUAAAAAGGUAAAAACAUGAGUGUCGAGGCGUACGGGCCGAGCUCGCAGACUCUAACGUUCCUGGACACCGAGGAGGGCGAGCUGCUGGGAGCGGACACCCUGAGCUCCGAGUACGACUUCACCGACUUCACCCUGCCGAGCCAGACCCAAGGCCAAACCCAGAGUCAGCUGGAAAACCAGGUUAAUGGCCUUGAUGGCCUGCUACAGAAUGGAGACGACCCAGUGUUAAAAGUCGGUCAGCUGCUGGCAGAGUUGAACUUUGAGGAGGAUGAGGAGGACGCGUACUACACCAAAGAUCUUCCAAUACAUGCCUGCAGUUACUGUGGUAUUCAUGAUCCAGCCUGUGUGGUCUACUGCAACACCAGCAAGAAGUGGUUCUGCAACGGCCGGGGAAACACAUCCGGCAGCCACAUUGUAAACCACCUGGUGAGAGCAAAGUCCAAGGAGGUGACCCUGCAUAAAGAUGGCCCUCUGGGGGAAACUGUGCUGGAGUGCUACAACUGUGGCUGUCGCAAUGUCUUCCUGUUGGGCUUCAUCCCUGCCAAGGCCGACUCUGUGGUGGUGCUAUUGUGCAGGCAGCCAUGUGCCAGCCAGAGCAGCCUGAAGGACAUCAACUGGGACAGCUCUCAGUGGCAGCCUCUCAUCCAGGACCGCUGCUUCCUGUCCUGGCUGGUGAAGAUCCCCUCGGAGCAGGAGCAGCUCAGGGCCCGUCAGAUCACCGCCCAGCAGAUCAACAAGCUGGAGGAGCUCUGGAAGGAAAAUCCCACUGCGACCUUGGAGGACCUGGAGAAGCCCGGCGUGGACGAGGAGCCCCAACAUGUGCUGCUCCGAUAUGAGGACGCCUACCAGUACCAGAACAUCUUUGGUCCUCUUGUGAAGCUGGAGGCCGACUAUGAUAAGAAACUGAAAGAGUCUCAGACUCAAGACAGCAUAACAGUAAGAUGGGACUUGGGCUUGAAUAAAAAGAGGAUUGCUUAUUUCACUAUUCCCAAGACGGACUCGGAUAUGCGACUGAUGCAGGGAGAUGAAAUCUGCCUGAGGUACAAAGGGGAUCUGGCCCCUCCGUGGAAAGGCAUCGGACAUGUCAUCAAAGUCCCCGAUAACUAUGGUGAUGAGAUUGCCAUAGAGCUCAGGAGCAGUGCCGGCGCUCCAGUGGAGAUCCCUCACAACUUUCAGGUCGACUUUGUGUGGAAGUCCACUUCCUUUGACAGGAUGCAGAGUGCCCUGAAGAUGUUUGCUGUGGACGAGACUUCAGUGUCUGGUUACAUCUACCACAAGCUGCUGGGACACGAGGUAGAGGACGUGGUGAUCAAGUGCCAGCUGCCCAAACGCUUCACUGCUCAAGGCCUGCCCGACCUCAACCACUCACAGGUGUACGCAGUGAAGACGGUGCUGCAGCGUCCUCUCAGUCUGAUCCAGGGUCCUCCUGGCACGGGGAAGACGGUCACCUCUGCCACUGUCGUCUACCACCUGGCCAGACAGGGCAACGGGCCAGUGCUGGUGUGUGCUCCCAGCAACAUUGCGGUCGACCAGCUGACGGAAAAGAUCCACCAGACGGGCCUGAAGGUGGUGAGGCUGUGUGCCAAGAGCAGGGAAGCCAUUGACUCGCCUGUGUCCUUCCUGGCUCUGCACAACCAGACCCGCAACAUGGACAGCAUGCCAGAACUUCAGAAGCUGCAGCAGCUGAAGGACGAGACUGGAGAGCUGUCAUCCUCAGACGAGAAGCGCUACAGAGCUCUGAGACGCACCGCCGAGAGGGAACUGCUCAUGAAUGCCGAUGUGAUCUGCUGCACCUGUGUUGGGGCGGGGGAUCCUCGUCUGGCCAAAAUGCAGUUCCGCUCGAUCCUGAUCGAUGAGAGCACCCAGGCCACCGAACCAGAGUGCAUGGUGCCCGUCGUCCUGGGCGCCAAACAGUUGAUUCUGGUGGGUGAUCACUGCCAGCUGGGCCCGGUGGUGAUGUGUAAGAAGGCGGCUAAAGCCGGUCUGUCCCAGUCUCUGUUUGAGCGUCUGGUGGUUUUGGGGAUCCGGCCAAUCCGCCUGCAGGUCCAGUACCGCAUGCACCCGGCCCUCAGCGCCUUUCCAUCCAACAUCUUCUACGAGGGCUCUCUGCAGAACGGAGUCACUGCGGCGGACCGAGUGAAGAAAGGCUUUGACUUCCAGUGGCCGCAGCCCGACAAGCCCAUGUUCUUCUAUGUGACCCAAGGCCAGGAGGAAAUAGCCAGCUCUGGAACAUCCUAUCUCAACAGGACUGAGGCAGCGAAUGUGGAGAAAAUAACCACCAGGUUACUGAAGGCUGGAGCCAAACCCAAUCAGAUCGGCAUCAUUACGCCCUACGAGGGUCAGAGGUCCUACCUGGUUCAGUACAUGCAGUUCAGCGGCUCCCUCCAUACCAAACUCUACCAGGAGGUGGAGAUAGCCAGUGUGGAUGCCUUUCAAGGCAGAGAGAAGGACUUCAUCAUCCUCUCCUGUGUGAGGGCCAAUGAGCACCAGGGCAUCGGCUUCCUCAAUGAUCCCCGACGUCUCAACGUGGCACUCACUAGGGCCAGGUAUGGUGUGAUAAUUGUGGGAAACCCAAAGGCCCUGUCGAAGCAGCCUCUGUGGAACCACCUGUUGAAUUACUACAAGGAGCAGAAGGUCCUGGUCGAGGGGCCCCUGAACAACCUGAGGGAGAGCCUCAUGCAAUUCAGCAAGCCCCGCAAGCUUGUCAACACCAUCAACCCUGGGGGACGAUUCAUGAGCACAGCCAUGUAUGAUGCCAGGGAGGCUCUCAUUCCUGGAUCUGCUUAUGACCGCAGCAACGGACGUUCAUCCAAUAUGUAUUUCCAGACCCACGACCAAAUUGGUAUGAUUGGCACCGGCCCCAAUCCCAUGAAUUCCCUGAACAUCCCCAUCCCCUUCAACCUUGUGAUGCCCCCCAUACCUCCACCUGGGUACAUGGGGCAGGUCAAUGGGCCCUCAGCAGGUCGUGGUGGUGGAAUGAAAGGCAAGGCAGGCGGUGGAGGCGGGAAUCGAGGUGGCCGUCAAAGAAACCGCGGCAACAUGGGGAACCACAGCGGAGGGAAUGGAGGAACAGACCGGCAUGGAGGCCACAUGAGCGGCAGCCAGGCCAGCCAGGACCUGGGCUCCCAGUCGUUCUCCCAGGGCCCGCUGACGCAGGGCUACAUCAACAUGAGCCAGCCCUCUCAGAUGAGCCAGCCCGGGCUCUCACAGCCUGAACUCUCUCAGGACAGUUACCUAGGAGACGAGUUCAAAUCCCAGAUUGAUGUGGCGUUGUCCCAGGACUCCACCUACCAGGGGGAGCGGGCCUACCAACACGGUGUGACUGGACUGUCCCAGUACUAGACUGUUGCUGGUAAAGAGCUAGGCCUGUGUGAAGCUUAGUUCAAUGGUAUUUUAAUCUGGGUAAUAACAAAAAAGAACAAACAUGGAUACCCGUUUUCCACUGCUACAACCGAAGCACCACUGUGUGAAAGUAACAGGAGAGAAACCGUGAGAAACCAAC
Messenger RNA from Notothenia coriiceps (black rockcod), 3642 nucleotides. RefSeq names its product UPF1 RNA helicase and ATPase (gene upf1). Bases 156 to 3482 code for a protein of 1108 amino acids. Lineage: Eukaryota; Metazoa; Chordata; Actinopteri; Perciformes; Nototheniidae. Gene Ontology annotation, molecular function: ATP binding; DNA binding; RNA binding. Gene Ontology annotation, cellular component: cytoplasm. The transcript has 24 exons. The record is from RefSeq and is a predicted model, not a curated record. Gene Ontology annotation, biological process: nuclear-transcribed mRNA catabolic process, nonsense-mediated decay.